AUGGAAACUCAUUCGCACGACCAUUAUUAUCGACAAGAAGACGAAAUUCUACAAGGUAAUCGAUUUUUCUCACUAAUUUUUCGCUUCUACUAACAAAAAAUGCUACAAUUUUUGGUUGAAUCAAUAAAAAACCAUGAAUAAUUCUUUCCUCGUUUUCUUUUCCUUUUUCCCCCAAUUCGGUCCUUUUUUAUGUUUAUUCUAUGUUCACAUGCACCAAAAAAUGAUUUUUUACGAGAAAAAAUUGAUUUUUUUUGUUUGCAGAAAAAAUCCUCGCAAGAGAUCAGGGAAUCGUUGAGAUCGAUUACAACGAAAAAGUUUCGCCGAAACGAGUUCCGGCGGAAAAUCAGAGAUUCGCGCAGCCAUUGCCUUCACCGUUGAGUUCGCCAAGUAAACAGCCGGGAAAUUGUGAGUUUUUGACAAAAAAAUAUCGAAUUUUGGUGUAAUUUCAUGAGAAAAACACGUAAUUUUCAAAAAUCGAUAUUCAUCUCAAAGUUGACCAAAAUCCUCGAUCAAAAAAUUAUUUUCUGGCUGAAAAUUUGAAUUUUUCAAUGAAAUUCGAAUGUAAAUAGCUCGAAAAAAAUUUUGAAACGCAAAUUUUUGUCGACCUAAAGAAAUUCGAAAUUUAUUGAAAAAUUCAAGUUUUCAGCUAUCUACAAAAUAAUUUUUUAAUCGAGAAUUUUCGUCAUUUUUGAGAUAAAUAUUGUUUGAGAUAAAUAUCGAUUUUCUGAAACUCAAGAAAUAAAAAUUUGAAAUUUUAAAAUUAAAAAUAUAAUUUUUAUGAAAAACUUCAAUAAUCUUUUGAAAAAUUCAUGUUUUUGAAGUUACCGGAACUCAUAAUUACCAAAAAUCUCCGGGUUCCCCAAAAAAAAAUUCCGACUUUGAUGACGUGUUUUCUCUUCAUUCAUUCAUUCAUUCAUCAAACAACCAUUGACUCAUAAAUUUUUUGCGGGAACUCAAUCAAUUUUUUUUCUUUUUUUAGCAUUGCUCAUAUUAGAGUCAUCUAGAGAAAAAACCAAUUUUUUUGCAGCAAUGCCAUCUUCAGCCAGAAAAUCACCAUCUCGCGGUUCUUCAACCUCAUCAGAGGAAAAUAUCGGAACUCGAGCGGUUACAGUUUCAGUUCUUCGAGAUACCGGCUCAAAAGUUGAGAUUGUUUUAAAGGCACAUGGAUUGAAAAAGAAGAAGGGACUUCUUAAUUCAUUUGUCACGGUGUUCAAGAAGGUUUGCACUGGACAAUCUAAGCAGUAACAAAAAAUCAACCAAUUUUUCCAGCCAAAUCAACCGUCUCGUCUAUUAUCAAAUGGAAAAUUCACCGAAUUCACGUUGAAAGAAAACUCGCUUAGAUUCUCAUUGGAUGUUGUAACUGAUAAGAAAAAGAAGAAAGGUUCGCCCGAAAAAAAACACAAAUUGAAAACGGAAAAAUUUUUGCAGGAAAUGGUAAUCGUGUUGAUACAUUUGUUUGUGAAGUUAAACGAUUUCCGACCGAAGUUAAUCCGGAUAGUGCAGAGUUUGAGGUAUGGGAUUUUUGAAAAUCAGGGAAAAAUUUAUGAAAUUGUUUUUCGGAUACAAAGAGGCUUUCAGAAAAUCGGAGAACUUCAAAUCAUUUUUUUGCAAACGGCUGAAAAUUUCCAAAAAUUGGACCUGUUCCAAUUUUCACUUUAAAGGGUUGGUGCUCCGCCAGAGAAUCUUGCUUGGUUUAGAUAGGAAUAAGGUGCACCUGGAAGGUUCCAGUUUUAGAAAAAUUCUAGUAUCAAUUCAGCCCAUGUUUUUCCUCAAAAACACAAGCGAGUUAAAACCUACGAAAUAAAGCAUGUAAAUGCGCCCUAGCGCACAACUUGUUUUUGAAUUUUCGUGUGUGUGUUUGCACACAAUUUUGAAAAUAACACGGUGACGCCUUUUUGCGGACGAUUUUUUUACCAGGAAAACACCAACCCUUUAACGUAAAAUGAAAUUUCUAUUGUUUUCGAAUAGUUUUGACACGCUGAUCAUGAUUCUGUUGUCUGAAAUUGCAGAACUCAACUUCUAAUAUGAGUUAUGACGUGGCAAAUUUCGAAAAAUCGAGAUUUUAGGGGCUGAAAGCUAGCUUCAAAAAUGCUUAUCAUUGUUGAAGUUAAUUUUCAGCCCCUAAAAUCUCGAUUUUUCGAACUUUGCCACGUCAUAACUCAUAUUAGAAGUUGAGUUCUGCAAUUUCAGACAACAGAAUCAUGAUCAGCGGGUCAAAACUACUCGAAAACAAUAGAAAUUUCAGAUUGAAAAUUGGAACAGGUCCAAUUUUUGGAAAUUUCUCCAAAAAAUUGCGAAAUUCACCGAAAUUACUCAUCUUUUCAGUAAACAAUAACUCAUUUACAAUUCAAAAAUCAAUAUUUUCUAGGUUCUCGAACCAGCCAGCGGUGAAGCUUUCAUUCUCCUAACUCUCAUCAAACUCGGAAACCUAUCUGUGAAUUGGAAAGAAUUCCUUGAUCAAAAUGGAACUAUCGAUGUGACGUGUAUUUAA
Messenger RNA from Caenorhabditis angaria, 2491 nucleotides. NCBI's taxonomy places the organism in Eukaryota, Metazoa, Nematoda, Chromadorea, Rhabditida, Rhabditidae. The record is from the annotation of a GenBank genome assembly.